UUGGCUUAACGCUGACACGUGGUAUUAUAUCACCCAGACCCCUUGGAUAUUUUCACGGCCGAAGACCUGUUGAAGAUGGCGCUCGCGCUCUCUUUGCGCGCUUUUCUUGUUUUGUUGUCGCUUUUUAUUUCCCCACUAAACGGUCAGAUCCCUAAGAAAGAAAAAUACCAUGCUAUAAAAGAGGACAUCCCUUAUAUCAGAUGCGAGACUUGCCAAAAGGCGGUGAAAUAUUUAUAUGGGAAAACGCAAGAGAUGCGAGACGAUGACGCGACAAAAAGGCUUGAAGAAGAUAAAGUGAUUGAUCUAGUAGAGAAGUCAUGCAAUCCAGAUAAUGAGGAAGGAAGCUGGAUCUCAAAAAUAGAUCUCCUUGAAAGGAAUGGAGAAUUAAGGCUUUCUGAGCAGAGCAAUGUUGGAAAAUGUAAACGAGAAUGUCAGACUGUUUCAAAAGCUUGUGAAGAGUCUAUAGCAGAGGUGGACACAGAUCUUGCUGAACUGCUAUGGAAAGACAAGUUGACAUUGUCAAAACUGAUCAAUGAAGUUUGCUAUUCGUUGUCUAGUGCAUGCACGGGUAAGAGACCCAAGCUCAAGGCUGGAGAGAGGAAGAUCAAUGAAGACUUCAGUGUUAUGACAGAAGAUGAGAAGAAGGCAGAUGACAUCUUGAAACAAAUGAGGGGGAUCCCAGGAAUGCCAGGCAUGGAAAUGUAUUCUCGAGAGGACAUUGAAAAGAUGCGUGAUCAGCUUGGUGCUCAUCAAAAGGACACUGAAGAGGAAGAGGUCCUGGACAGUGAAGGAAACCUUUUCCACGGAGAGGAAAUUAGCUUCUUUCAAACAAUUAUGAAUGGCUUAGCAUGGCUUUGGUCUUGGCUAAAAGGCAUUUUUGGAUUUAGAAAAGGCACAUCUAGAGAAUUAAACACGAUGAAGCCCACAGUCAAAUGGCCUUUGGAUAUGUCGCUUAUGGAAAGAUUAUCCUGGAGAUUCCAGAGUGCUGUUGUUAUUGGUUUGGUCGGUCUCUCAAGUAAAAUAUUUUUGGAGUGGUUUAACUUUGUCAGAAAGUACAAUUUUGAUAUUUUGGAGAAAAAUGCAGAGGACAGACCAGAUGGAGUUCCUCUGGUUACAGUCUGCAACCAUUCAUCAUGUCUUGAUGAUCCUUGUUUGUGGGGUCUUAUGAAAAUGAGAAGUGUCCUAAACACACGGAAAAAGGUCAGAUGGACUCUUAGUGCUCGUGAGCUGCUGUUUUCAACACCUUUUCGUUCGUCAUUUUUCAGCAGGGCUAAGUUGGCGAGAGUGUUUAUAUAUCAUUCAUCUAUCAUGUCCCAGGUUAAAAACAACAUAUUCUGUAACUCGAGAACUGUAACAAAAAGCUCUGAUAGUCUUAAUGUUCAAUAUCACGUCCAGAUGAGAAAAAAGACUUUAUCUUUGAUUCUUCUUUUGUCAGGAAUGGAUGACGUCUUACCUAACCAUAGCCCUUACAUUCCAAGAAUAAUGAAGAGAGUAACGGUGCUUAUAGGAGAACCAAUGGAAUUCACCGAAACUGUAGAGGAAUACCGGAAAGCAAAGAAAAAUGCUAUGGAGACACGGAAACAUAUCACUGAUCUGAUUCAAGAGCGAUUCAAGGAGCUUAAGAUGGAAACACAGCUUCUGCACAGUAAAUGGAGAUGAUGAUUCACUCAAGCUGUUUAUUGGAUUGCUGUUGGACGGUUAAUUUAUAUAAAAUUAAAUUGUUAACGUAAACCUGGUGUGUAUUGCACCAGGUUCAAGGAGCUAAAGGUGGAAACACAGCUUCCACACAGUAACUGGAGAUAACCCAUAAGCCAGUGUUGAUAAAUUAAAAUUCUAACAUGGCUCCGAAGCUUAGGGCAGAAACACAAAAGAUGAAGUUGAGGUAGAAUUUCUUUUACUUUAGUCCCCAAGGCCUCGGCGCCACGUUAACCUCCUUCUAAGGUGGAAGCACAGCUCUUGCACAGGGAAUUGAGAUAAUGAUUCACUCAAGUUGUUUAGUUUAUUGGAAUGCUAUUAGACGCUUAAUUUACGAAAUUGUUUCAUGACGCUAUGUGUGUUGCACGACAUCCUUAGAUUCAAGAAGUUAAGGUGGAAACACAGCUUCUACACAUAACAAUAGGCUAAUUUUCUAACAUUGCUCCGAGGCUUAGGGAGCAAAACAGAAGAUAACAUUAAGAUAUAGGCAGGAAUAAAGAAUUUCCUUUUUUUAGUCCUCUAAGCCUUGACCCCACGUUAACCUCGUUCCCAGGAACGGUUACGCGCCGUUGCUAGAAUUUUACUUUAUCAGUCGUAAUUGGCCUAUUCACUCUAGCUGUUUAUUAGAAUGCGAUCGGACGCUUACGUGUAAUUUAUGAGAAUUUUGUACGUAAAGGUGACAUGGACUGCGCGACUUCUAGGAAAACUCUGUACACCUACGGUAAUAAAGACUGAAAUUAAAUGGUCUAGCUAUUCAAAGCAGGAGAAGGUAA
Molecule: messenger RNA, 2468 nt
Organism: Orbicella faveolata
Lineage: Eukaryota; Metazoa; Cnidaria; Anthozoa; Scleractinia; Merulinidae
Product: tafazzin-like
Biological process (GO): inner mitochondrial membrane organization; cardiolipin acyl-chain remodeling
Cellular component (GO): mitochondrial membrane
Molecular function (GO): 1-acylglycerophosphocholine O-acyltransferase activity
Source: RefSeq, a predicted model, not a curated record